Prunus armeniaca (apricot) is the source of this 912-nucleotide messenger RNA. Lineage: Eukaryota; Viridiplantae; Streptophyta; Magnoliopsida; Rosales; Rosaceae. The record is from the annotation of a GenBank genome assembly.
AUGGCUGCUCAGGCUUGUUCCUCUUCGCCAUCCACUGAGGUUUGGAUUGCUGAUACUGGUGCAACCAACUAUAUGACUGUUGAAUUUGGGAAUUUGUCUGCUCCUACUCCAUAUAUUGGUUCUGAAACCAUUUCUACUGCAAAUGGAUAUAUUGGUUAUGAAACCAUUACUACUGCAAAUGGAUCAGCACUUGGGGUCUCCUUUAGUCCUUCACCACUUCAAGAACCACUCAGGCCUCCUAAUGUCUAUUAUCCGGCAAUUAGUCCUUUGACACACCUACCUUCUCUGCCCCCAAUCCCAGUAGAUUUAUCACAUUCCUCUUGUCCUUCUUUAGAUUUGGCAACAAUUCUCCCAGUUGCUCCUCCCAAUGUUCAUCCUAUGCAGACUAGAAGCAAAUCUGGCAUUGUUAAGAAAAAGGUGUUCCUAUCAGCUGUUCAAGCCUCUACAGAUCUCUCUGUUACAGAACCUUCCACUUUCGCUUCCGCAGCUGGCUUGGAUUAUGCAGAGACUUUUAGUCCUGUGGUGAAACAUACCACUAUCCGUUUGGUAUUACCCUUAGCUGCAACUUUUGGCUGGAAACUUCACCAAUUAGAUGUCAAAAAUGCCUUUCUUCAUGGCAUUCUCAAAGAGGAAGUCUAUAUGUCUCAACCACAAGGUUUUUUUGAUCCUCUCUAUCCUCAUCAUGUUUGCCGAUUGGAUAAAUCUCUAUAUGGUCUCAAGCAAGCUCCUCGAGCUUGGAAUGAGAGGUUUACCAAUUAUCUUCCUUGUAUUGGAUUUCGUACCUCUCAAGCUAAUCCCUCUCUCUUUGUUAAGCAAGAUGCCAUCUCUUUGGACCCGCCCCAAAUUCCUCGGAACCCGAGACGAAUCCUGUGGAAAUUUCGACAUCACACCAAUGCCAGGCCCACUUACUAA